Messenger RNA from Acanthopagrus latus (yellowfin seabream), 6033 nucleotides. It is a transcript of the gene sema3g, whose product is annotated as sema domain, immunoglobulin domain (Ig), short basic domain, secreted, (semaphorin) 3bl. Gene Ontology annotation, biological process: axon guidance; negative chemotaxis; semaphorin-plexin signaling pathway. The transcript is spliced from 16 exons. Lineage: Eukaryota; Metazoa; Chordata; Actinopteri; Spariformes; Sparidae. The record is from RefSeq and is a predicted model, not a curated record. Gene Ontology annotation, molecular function: semaphorin receptor binding; chemorepellent activity. Bases 279 to 2645 code for a protein of 788 amino acids.
GUGGAGGGGAGCUGAGGGAGCGUCAGCCCGCGGAGCGGAGUCAGUGAAUCACCUCACCAGCCCCGGCAGAGCGCGCAGAGGACACCCGGCUGCUCGGUCAUAAACCACUUUUACGCGCAGGGGGAGCGACCCGAGAGCGCAGAUGUUGGCGUCGUGAGUGGAAGGAACCCGGCAGGUUUAUCCCCCCCAGAACUCACCUGGAAUACUCUGUGUGAUUGUUGGAGGCACAUUUUUUUUAAAAUAAUCAGAUAGAAGCCGGAGGACAUCUCCUGAGCAGGAUGAAGGGAUUUACACCUUUCUUCAACGUGAUUCUUCUCGCGCUGCUUGUCGGCACCGUGUCAACGAGCAAGUUAAAUGUACCGCGGCUGAGGCUGUCAUACAAAGACCUGCUGUCCACCAACAGGUCCUCCAUCUUCAGCGGACACCACGGCCAGCUCUCUCUAACCGCCGUCUUCCUGGAUGAGUACCGUGACCGCCUCUUCCUGGGAGGGAAGGAUGUCCUGUACUCCCUCCUGCUGGGACCUACCAGCAGCGAGUCCAAAGAGAUCUACUGGCCGCCGUUACCUGGCAACAGAGAGGACUGCAUUCAGACGGGGAAGGAACCACAGACGGAGUGUGCCAACUUUGUUCGCCUCCUGCAGCCCUACAACCGCACCCACCUCCUGGCCUGUGGCACCGGCGCCUUCCAGCCCAUGUGUGCCUUCGUUAAUGUUGGACACAGAGGAGAGCAUGUGUUCACGAUGGAUCCUACGAAUGUGGAGAAUGGACGCGGGAAGGUUCCACAUGACCCCAGCUUCCCCUUCGCUAGCACCUUCAGUGGUGGCGAGCUGUACACAGGGCUGACGGCAGAUUUCCUGGGUAGAGACUCAGUGAUCUUCAGGAGUAUGGGAGGUCGCUCCACCAUGAGGACCGAGAAUGAUGAGAAACUGCUCCACGAGACCAAGUUCAUCGCUGCCCACCUCAUCCCGGACAACGACGACAGAGACAACGACAAAGUGUAUUUCUUCUUCACCGAGAAGGCCACGGACGCAGGGGACAGGGAGGGGGCCAUACACACGCGCGUCGGACGAGUGUGUGCGAAUGAUGUUGGAGGCCAAAGAGUUCUGGUGAACAAAUGGAGUACCUUCAUCAAAGCCAGACUAGUCUGCUCUGUACCGGGACCUCACGGGAUCGACACACACUUCAACCAACUGGAGGAUGUUUUCCUGCUGAGGACUAAGGAUGAGAGAAACCCAGAUGUCUAUGCGAUCUUCAGCACCAUCAGUAAUGUGUUCCAGGGUUUUGCUGUGUGUGUUUACCGCAUGGCUGAUAUCAGAGAAGCCUUCAACGGACCCUUCGCUCAUAAAGAGGGCCCCGACUACCAGUGGGGGGCCUACGAAGGCAGGGUACCUUAUCCAAGACCUGGUGUGUGCCCAAGUAAAAUCAUCAACCAGCCAGGCAGAGAGUUUGGCAGCACAAAGGACUUCCCUGACUCGGUGCUGCAUUUUGCCCGCAACCACCCGUUGAUGUGGCGGCCGGUGCAUCCCGCCCUGCGCCAGCCUGUGCUCGUAAAGGCUAACAUUCCUUACAAGCUGAAACAAAUCGUGGUGGACCGGGUCGAGGCGGAGGACGGGCAGUACGACGUCAUGUUCAUAGGCACAGACGUUGGUACAGUGUUGAAGGUCAUCGCUUUGCACAGUGGGAACAGCCUGGAGACUGAGGAAGUCACUCUGGAGGAGCUACAAGUCUUUAAAGUGCCAACUCCAAUUACAUCAAUGGACAUAUCAGUGAAAAGGCAAGCCCUGUAUGUGGGCUCUCCAGCAGGUGUAGCGCAGGUGAAGCUGCAUCGCUGUGAGACUUAUGGGAAGGCCUGUGCUGAGUGCUGCCUGGCCAGAGACCCUUACUGCGCCUGGGAUGGAUCACUAUGUGCACGAUACAUGCCCAACAGCAAACGCCGCUUCCGCAGACAGGACAUCAGGCAUGGAAACCCUGUGCUUCAGUGUCUGGAUCAGAACCUGAGUGAAGAGCUUGAUGUGAUGGACGACAGGGUGGUGUAUGCGACGGAGAACAACAGCACCUUCCUGGAGUGUGUUCCUCGCUCUCCACAAGCUUCCGUUACCUGGCUCGUCCAGCGUGACGACCGCAAGGAAGAGGUGAAGCUGGACGAUCGCGUGAUGUCCACAGAGCAGGGCCUGCUGUUCCGUCGUCUCUUCCGCCAGGACGAAGGUGUUUACAUCUGCCGCUCCCGAGAACACGGCUUCACACAAACCCUGGCCCGCCUCACUCUCGAAGUCCUCCAGGGGGAGACUGUGGACGAGCUCAUGGCACGUGACAGCGCCGGUCUCUCUGACUCCUUCAAAGACCGGUCUUCAGGAGGCUACAGGGCCUGGAUGCCCUGUAGCGCUUACAGCAGGAGCGGCUCUUCAAGCCAAAUUGGCCAGUCACGCACGUGGUUCAAAGAUAUCAUGCAGCUGAUUGGGCCGUCGAACCUGCCACAUGUGGAGGAGUACUGCGAGAGGAUGUGGUGCAACGACAAGCUGAGGCGGAAACACAAGAGCAUGCUGGAGAAAUACCGCCAGGCGCAGGACAGUGCCAGGAAGGCUCGCAGCAAGAGCUCUGGUGAACGGAACCGGACGCCAAGGGAUCUCAGCGCAUGGGAAGAGUAACGGAGGGAGAGCAAGCAGGGGAACAUAAAAGAAAGAAAAGGAGAAAGAUUCCACUACAGGACAAAAUUGAUUUAACAGCAAAAAGGGUCAAAACCAGCAUCAACUCCCAAUGGUUGAAACUUUGGCACUUGGCGUUGUAAGAAUGAGGUAGCUCAGAGCUGAUCGUAACAGAGUGGAUUUUUUAUAAAAUCAGUGUAUUUUUAGGUCUGGUGUUAGGGGUUGGUUCUGGAUAGGACCCAGAAAAUACAGAAGUGUUUGGUUGUCUGGAAGGACGGAGCCAAAAGAGACUGCUACUGAACUGAACAGGCUGUUCCUGAUGUAAAAGUAUAAAGAUUUUGAAUAACGAGGAGACCAGAGACAAUCUUUCAAAUACAAUCAGAAGAUGCAAACCAAGGACUCAUCCCUCGCUCACAUUCAAGCUCAUGUAUACUUUAACUGAUACUGAAAUAGCAGACAUUGCUUUCAUUUCAUCCAGUCAUAAAAAAAACUUCACAACCUCAGAUUUAUUAAACAUAUGCAUGCUUUCGGACUGAUUUUACAGACAGCCUUGUGUACUCUUUGAACUGUUCAUGUUGGCUUUUAGGAUUCCUAGACUGGGGCUUCAAGAGAGAGGACCAUCACUUCACACUCUAUAUCUUUGGAUCGCAAAAUUAAAAAGUGACGCCCUGACACACAAGGACACAAACACUUUGUUUCCUUUAGUUCUCACUACCCUUUCCAUCCAAGUUCGACACAGUCACAUUUCACACAAUCACAAUCACUGGAUUUAUAACUUGGUAUUUAAUGGGCCAUGUUUCUUGCCUUGCUCUGCAUGUUUUGAUUAAAUAUUCAUGUGUGACUUCAGUUUAAGACAUAACUGACUUUGCAGUGUAUUUAUGAGAGUCAUAUAUGGCUAAUACACACAAGCUUAGACACUCACUGUAUCUGAUCAGUGUACAUGGACACACACCACCAUAAACUCAGAUCCCACUCACCCAUCACACUGAAGCAUAAGCUCAACUAGCUCAAACUGGAAGCUACCGUGAGACGACUGUUGAUGGUUCAACAGAUUAAAGGCACAUUGCUUUGUUUUUACUGCUGUGGGGUAAACGUUCCAUUAAACACCAGCUCCAGAUCCAGAUUCCCCCCUCACCGACCCUUAGAGGGAUAUUUCACAGAGGCUUUUUUUCAUGCUGUUGGGUGCAUACCGCAACACCUCUGGGAAUGUACCUAAUGACUGCAGUCAAGCUCUGAUAUUUGCAUCCUUGGGGAUCAUUAUGCAUGUCAGCCCAAUGAAAACUAAGUCUGUGACAUAAAAAUUAAUCCAGCAAGUGGACCCACAAAUGGGAAUUAUUAUCCAAUUUUUUGGUUAUUCAUUUUUAUUACAUGAGCAAUUGUUUGACAUGAUGGCCAUUACCAUCUUGUUUCUUUCGGAGCCUGAAGUUCCCCAAAGCAUACCCUGCUUUAUUGUUUAUAUUUAACUCUAAAUGGGACCAUCAUGUACAAAAUGAACAUCACGCUGUAUUGACAAAGACUUGAAACUAGCGAUUGAGACCAUAAACUAAGUUGUGCUAAAUGUUUACUGCAGUUAGUGAGAAAAGGAUCAUUUUCUCAUAGGCUUACAUACAAUAAAACUUCAUUUUGUAACCACUGAAGUUGGCAGUUACAAUUUUUCAGAUCCAGAAGCUCUGGCCAUAUUUAAAAUCAUUGACAGUCCAAAAAAGGUGAAACAUCAGAUUUUAACGAAGCCCAAGGUGAAAAGUGCUUUCGUCUAUCAAACCAACAGUUAAAAACAUCCAAAAUGGAGAAAUUACAUAACCUGACCUCCUUGCAGUAACCUCACCUCACAUUUUAAUCAUCCACUAAACUCAUGUUCCCACAGUUUCUCUGUCCCAAGUGACAAUAAAAGGAACAAUAGAAGGGGUCAGCUUCAAUGGCCGAGUCCCCCUGUGCUUUCUGCUUUGUAAACACUGGUUUUAAGACGGUUCAUGGCUUGAACACAUGAUAAUCCACACUGUUACUGUCUUCAGGUUUGUUGUUAAAAUAUAACUUUCAUGGUGAACAAAACCAAAAAAGGUUUUCCUUCAACAGGUAGCAGUUGGUGACCCAAAUAUGGGUUCAGACGUAAUAAAAAGAGGGAAGGAGAGGAGAGACAGAAGGUAGGCGAGGAUAACAAGCUUCAGUUUCAGUUUCAGUGAGGGGCUGUUUGAGGAAGGAAAUGAGACCUAAAAAUAAUCAUAGAAUGACAAAGGAAGAUAAUGUGAAUAUUGUAAACUGAUUGUGUUUUUAAAUGAGUUUGAGGAGUUGCUUUCAUCGGUAUCACCUAUGUAACAAUUAUAUUACAUCAAUGGAUGAAUUGCAGUCCUCUAGUGACCUCCUCCAGCCCCAUUCAAAUUACGGCUACAUAGACCAUAUGUCUACAUACACCUAAUAAACAUUUGAAAAAAAAUGUGCCUAAAAUGUGUCUGUAGUAAGGGAUUGUCAAAUCAAAAAUUUGAUUUUUGAUUAAUCGUUCUUCUUUAAUCUUUGUCCCUGUGUGUAAGAAAUCCAAGCUGUUAAUUUCUUUGCAGUCAUGUGUUUUCAAUCAUAAACUGUACAAAGGUUAACCAUGCUUAUUGGAUUAAUUUGAUGACAACUCCACACAUGCAGAAACACAAUCUGUUGCUGCCAAAGAAUUAAGGACCACCAAUAUGGCUGCCAGAGUGUGAAAUCCUUACCAUGUGUGUACGUGUGGACGGUGGUAUAUCAAUUAUGGGAGUCGUCUCAUUGUUUAAAAUUAGCCAGGAAGCACCAGUGAACUUGGUGACCUUUUUCUAACCUUUAUGGCGUGUGAAUGGCUUCUAACAGAACAAUUAUCAGGCUGGAGGAUUAAUUAAAAAGGCCAAGAGCGAUUUUAAGGCAUGAAUGAAUCAAAAGAAAAGGUACUAUUAGCAUCUUGUGGAGGCUGUAUUUGAAAGACAUACACAUCUUUAUCAUUAUUAAAACCCAUUUCACCACAGUAAAUGAGUAUGAAGUGAGUAUUUCAAAAUGAGGCACAUUAUACUUUGUACAGCACACUCUAGCUAAGUUUAUUUUCUUAGUUUGAGGACGGUGAGACCAGCUAUUAAACUCUACUUAUGGUGUUUUGUCUAAUAAUAUUGUUUCUGAUGUGUAUCUAAAAUGAAAUAAAUGAGAGAAUGACACUUAAUUUAUCUUGAACAAAAAAGUUCCUUGUUUGCAACCAUCUUUGAUUUCAAUCUUGUAGUUUUUUUGGUGACAGCUACACAUGUACUUGGUCUGGUCUUUGGUUUAUGAAGAUGAUAACAAAAUAAAUUACUGCCACCAGAAUAUUAGGAAUGUGAUUGAGGUAUAGCGUUUGUGAUUGAUUGUACAGUCUCAGUGUGUAAAAUUUAGAAAAAAAAAAAAAAAA